Messenger RNA from Asparagus officinalis (garden asparagus), 1123 nucleotides. Its product is annotated as aspartyl protease 25-like. Gene Ontology annotation, biological process: proteolysis. NCBI's taxonomy places the organism in Eukaryota, Viridiplantae, Streptophyta, Magnoliopsida, Asparagales, Asparagaceae. The record is from RefSeq and is a predicted model, not a curated record. Bases 1 to 837 code for a protein of 278 amino acids. The transcript has 4 exons. Gene Ontology annotation, molecular function: aspartic-type endopeptidase activity.
AUGGGCGACAACGGGGACAUCGGCAAGCUGCCCGAGGGGGUACGGAAACCUGGCGACGGUGGCGGCGGCGAGGCCAUUAUGGCGGCGUCGAGCUUGUCCUCGUUGAGGUCGUGGAGGAACCUGCACCUGUUGCCGUUCUUGCAGAACCCCCUAGCGAGCCCUAAGCAAGGGUCUCUUGGGCUUGGACGUGGGCCUAGCGGGUUGCUGGCUCAGAGUGGUUCCCUGUAUGAGGGUGUAUUCUCCUACUGUCUACCAAGCUUCAGGUCCUACUACUUCUCUGGUUCACUCCGGCUUGGACCAAUUGGCCAACCCACGAAGAUUAAAAGCACUCCGCUCCUCUUGAAUCCUCACCGGCCUUCUCUUUACUUUGUUAACCUCGUCGGCGUUAGCGUUGGCAAAGUCAACGUCGCCGUGCCUCCUGGUUCCUUUGACUUCAAUCCUCAGACUGGUGCCGGUACUAUCGUUGACUCUGGUACUGUCAUCACCAGAUUUGUGAGCCCUGCUUAUAUGGCAAUCCGUGAUGAGUUCAGGAGGCAGGUCGAUGCCCCUAGUUACUCCUCUCUAGGUGCUUUUGAUACGUGUUUCACUACCAACGGAGGCCAACCGGUGACGCCCAGCGUCACACUGCACUUGGCCGGUCUCGACCUGGUGCUUCCCGUUCAGAACACGUUGAUCCACAGCAGCGCGAUGCCGUUGGCAUGCCUCGCGAUGGCGGCGGUGCCUGACAACGUGAACAACGUGUUAAACGUGAUCGCCAACUACCAGCAGCAGAACCACCGUGUUCUCAUCGACGUUGCCAACUCCAGGGUAGGCUUUGCGAGGGAGCUCUGUAGUUGAAUAAUUUGAAUGCGCGGGCGCCAAAGCGGGUGCAUGUGUUUUGUUUGGGUGUGCGGGUGGGUGAGUUGGAAAGCAUCACGGGUGGUGUCGUAGUGUUAUGUUUGCUAGUGUUCUUUUGGUCGUGAUUCAAUUGACGUGUAUCGCUGGUUUUAUUAGUUGGCAACGCUUGGUCUUUUGGUAGCUGGGACAUCUCGCUGAAUUCUCUUGGUGUUAUUGGUCUCAUGUGAUGCGAAUGACAUUCACGGACUUUAUGAAAACAAUGUCACGUGAGUGAGGAUUUGAGACU